AUAUAUAUAUAUAUUAUGUACAAGAGGAAGAAGAACAGAGAAGAAACAAAAAUAUAACUAAAAUAGUGUUUGGUUUAAAUCAUAAGAGAAAAUUAAGGACGGUCACGACGUUUCUCUUCUUCUUCAUCCUCUUCCUCGUGUCUCUCUCUCUCUCUUGAUUUUUUACCGCCGGAGAUUUUUUUGUUUUUUCUUUAUUUUCUGUAAAUAUAUUCCCCGGCGGUUAUAGAGGAAAAAAAAUGAAGGGGAGAAUAUCAAAGAUAGGAAGCUAUGCAAUAUCUUCAUCCAUUAAAGACCAGCACCAGCAACCUUGUAUCUCCUGCACUACUUUCAACAUCCUCGCUCCCAUCUACAAACGUCUCUCUCCAAAGGAUCAAAGCAUCCGUGAAAGCGAUAACAGAGCGUAUUGGAUGGGGAGGAACCACAGAAUCAUUGAUUGGUUAUUGUACGAGAGGUCUUCCAUUAUAUGUUUGCAGGAGUUUUGGGUAGGCAACGAAGAGCUUGUUAGUUUAUACGAGAAGAGACUUGGAGACGCUGGUUAUCUCUGUUACAAGCUUGGCCGUACCAACAAUCGUGGUGACGGUUUGCUUACGGCUGUUCAUAAGGACUACUUUAGAGUUGUGAACUCGAGGGACUUGCUUUUCAACGAUUGUGGUGACCGAGUUGCGCAGCUUCUACAUGUAGAAUUAGUGCCUCCUUACUCUCAGUAUGAGUCGCAUCAACAAGUUUUGAUCGUCAACACUCAUUUGCUCUUUCCUCAUGAUUCAACACUCUCUAUAGUAAGAUUGCAGCAGGUUUAUAAGAUUCUUCAGUAUGUAGAAUCUUAUCAGAAAGAAGUUAAUUUAAGUCCCAUGCCUAUUAUGCUUUGCGGAGAUUGGAACGGAAGCAAGCGAGGACAUGUCUACAAGUUCCUCAGGUCACAGGGUUUUGUGUCUUCUUACGACACUGCUCAUCGUUACACAGAUUCAGAUGCUCAUAAGUGGGUAAGCCACAGGAACCACCGGGGUAACAUAUGUGCUGUGGACUUCAUAUGGCUACUAAAUCCAAAUCGGUAUAGAAAGCUUCUAAAAACAAGUUGGAGUGAGGCUGUGUUUGGUAUGUUCAGGUAUCUACUGAGAAGAGCAUCCCUGACAGCUGAAGAUGCUUUUGCCUUUUUGAAAACCGACAAUGAUGGUGACUACAUUACAUUCAUGGGCUUCUGUGAGACUCUUCGACAGCUUAAUCUAACCGGUCACUGCAAUGGGCUCACCACAAAGGAGAUCAAAGAUCUGUGGACUCAAGCUGACAUUGAUGGAAAUGGUCUUGUAGAUUACAAGGAGUUUCAGCAAAGAAUAUGGAACCAGAACUGGUCAGAACAGAGAGAAGCAGAGGACGGAGAAGCAAAAGGUAGCAAAGAACAAACCGUUGGUUUCAGCGUCAAGAACGCAGUCUUGUUUCCACCUGAAGUGGAAAAAGGAAGGUGGCCGGAAAAUUACUCUCUCUCGGAUCACGCGAGGCUAACAGUUGUAUUCUCUCCCAUAAGAAUGCCUUGCUCUCAAUUGGUUUCAUGACAAAAGUACUCAAAAACAAACAUUUAGCUUCUUCCAUUUAAAGAGACUUUUUGAGUUCUAAUGUAUCCCUUAGAGAGCAGAAUCAAAGUAUGCACAACACAAUGGUGUUCGACAUUACACACUGUACAGACAUGUAAACAAAAAAUUUGGAAGCUUUCAUGUAAAAAGAAAUGUUGUAGUAGAGAGAUUUAAGAAGCAAGCAGCUUUGCAACUC
Raphanus sativus (radish) is the source of this 1761-nucleotide messenger RNA. RefSeq lists its product as uncharacterized. The transcript is spliced from 10 exons. Lineage: Eukaryota; Viridiplantae; Streptophyta; Magnoliopsida; Brassicales; Brassicaceae. The record is from RefSeq and is a predicted model, not a curated record. The coding region runs from base 237 to 1547 and encodes 436 amino acids. Gene Ontology annotation, molecular function: 3'-5'-RNA exonuclease activity; calcium ion binding.